Trichomycterus rosablanca is the source of this 5404-nucleotide messenger RNA. RefSeq names its product TRAF2 and NCK interacting kinase b (gene tnikb). The transcript is spliced from 33 exons. Gene Ontology annotation, molecular function: protein kinase activity; ATP binding. The record is from RefSeq and is a predicted model, not a curated record. Gene Ontology annotation, biological process: protein phosphorylation. Bases 258 to 4571 code for a protein of 1437 amino acids. Lineage: Eukaryota; Metazoa; Chordata; Actinopteri; Siluriformes; Trichomycteridae.
GGAGCUCCGGUGCUUCUGUCCACUGUGUGCAGGCGCAAUUCGGCGCGGAUCGCGAACCGGCUUUUCCAUUAUCACCUCGCAGCGCAGAUGUAGCACUGAAACCCGUCCGAAAAGGCUGCUGUGUAUAUGGGAGCGGAGGGAAACCGUGCGAGAGCCGCGUCCCGCUGGGGAGGAAUUUCUCUGGCCGCCGUAUGCAUGCAUUUUCCCCGCAUCGCAUUGUAGCCUAAUCGUGCAGCAGAUCGUGAGCGAACGGAACGAUGAUGGCGAGCGACUCCCCGGCGCGCAGCCUGGACGAGAUCGACCUGUCGGCUCUGCGGGACCCUGCAGGCAUAUUCGAGCUGGUAGAGCUUGUGGGAAAUGGAACGUACGGCCAAGUGUACAAGGGCCGCCAUGUCAAGACGGGCCAGCUUGCCGCAAUCAAGGUCAUGGAUGUCACAGGGGAUGAGGAGGAGGAAAUCAAGGCGGAAAUCAACAUGCUGAAGAAGUAUUCGCACCACCGCAACAUCGCCACCUACUACGGUGCCUUCGUCAAGAAGAACCCGCCGGGCGUGGACGACCAGCUGUGGUUGGUGAUGGAGUUCUGUGGUGCGGGUUCAGUCACAGACCUAAUAAAGAACACUAAAGGGAACUCCCUCAAGGAGGAGUGGACGGCCUACAUCUGCAGAGAGAUCCUCAGGGGUCUGACUCAUUUGCACCAGCAUAAGGUCAUCCAUCGAGACAUCAAGGGUCAGAAUGUCUUGCUGACGGAGAACGCGGAGGUCAAACUGGUCGACUUCGGAGUGAGCGCCCAGUUGGAUCGCACCGUCGGGAGGAGGAACACUUUCAUCGGGACGCCGUAUUGGAUGGCUCCGGAGGUCAUCGCCUGCGAUGAGAAUCCCGACGCCACGUACGACUUCAAGAGUGACCUGUGGUCUUUGGGAAUUACAGCUAUCGAGAUGGCAGAGGGGGCACCACCUUUAUGUGAUAUGCACCCGAUGCGAGCUCUGUUUCUUAUUCCAAGAAACCCCGCACCUCGGCUCAAAUCGAAAAAGUGGACGAAGAAAUUCCAGUCGUUCAUCGACAGCUGCCUGGUGAAGAACCACACGCAGAGACCCAGCACGGAGCAGCUGCUCAAGCAUCCCUUCAUCCGAGACCUGCCCAACGAGCGACAGGUCCGCAUCCAGCUCAAAGAUCACAUCGACCGUACCAAAAAGAAGAGAGGGGAGAGGGAUGAAACAGAAUACGAAUACAGUGGGAGUGAAGAGGAGGAGGAGGAACGGGAUAUGGGCGAGCCCAGCUCGAUCAUCAACAUCCCGGGUGAAUCCACUCUGAGACGGGACUUCUUACGGCUUCAGCUGGCCAAUAAGGAGCGCUCGGAGGCGCUGCGGCGGCAACAGCUGGAACAGCAGCAGAACGACGAACACAAGCGCCAACUCCUGGCCGAGAGGCAAAAGCGCAUCGAGGAGCAGAAGGAGCAGCGGAGGAGGCUGGAGGAGCAACAGCGUCGCGAGAGAGAGAUGCGCAAGCAACAGGAGAGAGAGCAGAGGAGGCGCUAUGAGGAGAUGGAACAGAUACGCCGAGAGGAGGAGAGGAGACACGCCGAGAGAGAGCAGGAGUAUAUCCGUCGACAGCUGGAGGAGGAACAGAGGCAGCUGGAGAUCUUACAGCAGCAGCUUCUGCAGGAGCAAGCGCUUCUUCUGGAGUAUAAGCGUAAGCAGCUGGAGGAGCAGAGGCAGGCGGAGAGGUUGCAGAGGCAGCUUCAGCAGGAGAGAGCCUACCUGGUUUCACUCCAACAACAGCAACAGCAGGAGCCCCGACCUGCCGAAAAGAAGCAGCUGUACCACUACAAGGACUCGGUCAACCCCAGCGACAAACCCGCCUGGGCUAAAGAGGUGAUGAAAAUAACCCAAGGUAACUCCCCCAACCUUCCAAGAAAGAGCCAGCCCCUUGAAGAGGUGCGGUUUUCGCAUGUCAUAUUUCCCGACCACGCCCCAAGCCACAUACCUGCUCGCCCCCCUUCCUACCCAGCCGCCGCACCCUCCCACGGCCAGAGGGAAAGGCCUGAAGUUCAGAUAAAGCAACUGGUCCCCAGUGCCAACCUCCCCAGAAUCCGGGUGAGCUGCCAGCCUGAUUUGGCCCUGCAAGGCCAGGAAAUCCGUGGCCGAACCCCCGGCCGAUCGGGAACUCCGGAGAAAGAGGUGGAGGAACGUUCCAAACUGAACCGACAGAGCUCUCCGGCGCUGCAGCACAAGGUUGCGAAUCGUAUCUCUGAUCCAUCGCUGCCCCCUCGCUCCGAGUCCUUCAGCAGCGGCGGCAUCCAGCAGGCCAGGACCCCGCCCAUGCACCGCACCGUCGAGCCUCAGAUGGCCCACCUGGUCUCGGUGAAGUCCCACGGCUCCUCCAUGACGGGCUCUCAGUCUCUGCAUGAUCAGUCUUCCCAGGGCGUCUCCGCUUUCCAAGAGAGCCUUUCGCCCCAUCGCCCCCCGAUGCCCCGUCAGAACUCGGACCCGACCUCGGAGACGCCCAUGCCUCCUCCACGCGUCACCAGCCGCGACGACAAGUUCGACCGCGGCUCCUGGCUGAGGCAGGAGGAGGAGGUUCCUCCCAAGGUUCCCCAAAGGACCACUUCUAUAUCUCCCGCCCUGGUAAGAAAGAACUCUCCUGGCAACGGACCCGGAGGACUUGGUCCGAGGCCCGGUUCGCACCUCAUCCGAGCCAGCAACCCGGACCUGCGGGUCUCCGUAGAGCCUGGCCUUCCGAGGACGAGCAGCGGCAGUUCAUCCAGCUCCAGCACCCCGAGCUCUCAGGGUGGAUCCAGCGAGAGGAACCGAGUGGGAGGAUCUGGAAAACCCGAGAGCUCCCCGGCCGUUUCCCUGGAGGCCAAGCCGAAAAGCCAGGAGGAGGGCAGGGAGGUGACCAGACCCAGUCGACCAGCUGAUCUGACCGCUCUGGCUAAAGAGCUCCGGGAGCUGCGCUCGAGCGAGGAGACCAACCGGCCGCCCGUCAAAGUGACCGACUACUCGUCGUCCAGCGAGGAUUCCGAGAGCAGCGAGGAGGAGGAGGGAGAGGGCGGAGCUCACGACGGAACCGUGCCAGUCAGCGAUAUCCCUCGGAUCAUGCCAUCGGCCGGGCAAGGUGCUAAUGAAGCUUUCAGUGGAGUGGGUGGACAGGCGGACUCUCAUGACGAGUCUUACAUCAACAACUCGAAAGACGGCACCCUGAUGAUGAGAGAGAUGCUCGGGGAAAGAAAGCGCUCGGGUCGCGCCGAGAGCAACGGUUUCCCUGGUAACUCCAACCUUCCUGAUCUAGUGCAGCAAAGCCACUCCCCCUCGGCCACGCCCGGCAAGGGCCCGGGGCGCCACUCCAGUCUGCUCGGGCAGGACCUGGACCCUGUGGCCGAAUAUGGGAGCGGCACCAAAGCGUCCUUCACCCCCUUCGUGGACCCUCGUGUCUACCAGACCUCGCCGACUGAAGAAAAUGAGAACUGCGCCCCAGGUCUGUCCGCCGAGGAGCUUCUGAGGCACGAGCAGGAACAGGAACAAGCUCGGCUCAACGAGGCGCGCAAGAUCUCCGUGGUCAACGUCAACCCCACUAACAUCCGGCCUCACAGCGACACGCCCGAGAUACGCAAGUACAAGAAGCGCUUCAACUCCGAGAUCCUGUGCGCCGCGCUGUGGGGGGUAAACCUGUUGGUCGGGACUGAAAACGGACUGAUGUUGCUGGACCGGAGCGGUCAGGGUAAAGUGUACAACCUCAUCAACCGCCGACGCUUUCAACAGAUGGACGUCCUGGAGGGCCUCAACGUGCUGGUCACCAUCUCUGGCAAAAAGAACAAGCUGAGGGUUUACUACCUGUCAUGGCUGAGGAACCGAAUACUCCACAAUGACCCGGAGGUGGAGAAGAAGCAGGGCUGGAUUACCGUAGGAGAUCUAGAAGGCUGUGUUCAUUAUAAAGUCGUGAAAUAUGAGAGGAUCAAGUUCCUGGUGAUCGCCUUGAAGAAUGCUGUCGAGAUUUACGCCUGGGCUCCGAAACCGUACCACAAAUUCAUGGCGUUCAAGUCGUUCACGGACCUGCAGCAUAAACCGCAGCUCGUGGACCUGACCGUGGAGGAGGGCCAGAGGUUGAAGGUCAUCUACGGCUCCAGCGUGGGCUUUCACGUGAUCGACGUGGACUCCGGGAACCCCUACGACAUCUACAUCCCGUCCCACAUUCAGGGCACUGUCACUCCCCAUGCCAUUGUGGUGCUCCCCAAGACCGACGGGAUGGAGAUGCUUCUGUGUUACGAAGAUGAGGGAGUCUAUGUGAACACAUACGGCAGAAUCACUAAAGACGUGGUGCUACAAUGGGGAGAGAUGCCCACCUCUGUUGCCUACAUCCACUCCAACCAGAUCAUGGGAUGGGGAGAGAAAGCCAUCGAGAUCCGUUCCGUGGAAACAGGACACCUCGAUGGAGUUUUCAUGCACAAGCGAGCUCAGCGACUGAAGUUCCUGUCUGAGCGGAAUGACAAGGUUUUCUUUGCCUCGGUGCGAUCAGGAGGCAGCAGCCAAGUUUUCUUCAUGACCUUGAACAGAAACUCCAUGAUGAACUGGUAACCCCUCCACACCCUCCCCUCCAUUUCGUCUGUGGCCGUGUUCUGUUUUCAAAAGGUAACCGGGGGUGGGAGGGAAGCGGACAGAGACCCACACGCAAGGGUGUGGAACGGCUGGGCAGUCACAAUAAACAGCUCGGGAGAGCCGGAGACACCUCAACGACGAGUCACGGCUUCACACUCGGUUAGCGAACGCACCCAAGACCGCCGAGAGAAGAACAACCUCACAGCCAGAAUUCCUUAUGAAUCUUUCACGCGGGGUGCUCAUGACAAAUUUUUUAUGACAAAUACUUAUCGGGAUUGCUUCGGAGAAGGAUGUACGUAGAGAGGGACCGACCGACGGUGGGUUCCCCUGUCUGGAAAGACUACUGAGGAUUAAAAAAAAAAAACACAUUGUACUUGUUUAGACACUUUUAACACGACACAGUCAUUUACUGCUGUUAGUCUUUACAUUUAAAAUCCUCUGAAACACGACGAUUCUCUGUGAAGUUGGUGUGCGCGUGUGUGCGCGUGUGCUCGGCCUCGUAUGCUUUAGAUUCCAAACUCUCACAGAACACAUUUCACCACCACUCUGUUUUGCAAUUUGCAUUCUGUCUCACGAUACUUGUGCAAGAGUAAAUGUACCGUGUGCGUAUGUGUGUCCUGUAUGUAGGUCUGUUUGAACGGAUGAGCGUUUCGUUUCGUUUCGUACGUCGGCUUCCCAUCCACAAGACGAACAAAAGAAAAUAAUAGUAUAAAAGACAAAUCCAGUGGAUGUUUUGUACGACACGUCAGAAUUGCAAUCGAUCUGUUUGUUUGUUUUUUUUUAUGUGGGAAAUAAAGCUGCGUUCACAUGCA